AUUUUCUAAAUCACGGGAGGAAAAACCGACACAGACUCAUUUUGAAAUAUAAUGAUUGCCUCCGAUCGCUUUUCCUUUUAUUAGCUUCUACUGGUCUCAAGGAAGACGAAAAAGAUUUUUUUGUAGACAAUGAGGAAAAUUAAUUCACAUCCUGUUUGAAUUUUAACAGAAAAUCAAUUGAGAGAUGUGGUACAGAAUCUGAAAAAAGUCCUGUGAGAGUUAAGAUUGUAGCAAUGUCAGUCAAGGCCACCCGCACAUUCGUCACCUGUUCCAGCUGCCAUUGGUCUCCACCUUUAAACCACAAGCUAUGAACAACAAUAGUCCAUGAACGUGCCACUUCAUCUGUUCUCGUUGUGAAAACAAAACAAUUAAGCCGUAACCUGUUCACAUUUGCAAGCCGCGCGUAGUUUUCAAAAAAGCAAGAAAAGAAUGGGUUUUGUUAAAAUAGUACUACUCUUUUUAACGGUGGUAGUGAUCUCUUUGGCUUCCCAAGAUGGACAACACCACAGAAGAUCGUAUACCAUAAAUCCAGGAAAGAUUUUGUUUUGUCCUUCGGCUCGGGCUGGACCGCCGGGUCCUCCCGGGCCUCCGGGUCUCCCUGGAAGAGACGGAAGAGAUGGGCGAGACUGUCCCCCUUGCAACUGUGGAGGGUCCGUACUGCCGCCAACAUCACCUCCCGUUGAAAGCCCGUGUCCCGGGUCUCCGCCACCUUUGCCCCAAGGCCCAGCAACAGGAGGAGAAGUCCCGCAUGUUCACAUUACAGGACAAGCACGUGACCUUGGGGAUCACACGGAGUUAAGUGGCAGUGGGGACAGCAGCCAAUAACUUAUCGCGAUUAGUUUAAAAUACACUUUGACGAAAAAAGGCGUAAUUGAUAAGUUAGCGGAAGACCACGACUGGGCAUUUAACAGUCAGUUAUAUCCACUGUAACGAACUACAAGGUCAUUUUGCUGUUUGUCCGGAGCAAGGUCACAAUUACCCAGCAACCCGGUAGAUCGCGUUUUGGGAGAUCACUUUCUUCAAUAUUAGCCCAUGUUUUUAGACAAACAACUUCGUGAGCGGUGUAACUUUUGUCGGACAAACAACAAGCGGGCCAUUUAUUAUUUGAACACUCUCGCUGAUUUUGGUUUUGUUUGGUACUAUCUGGUUGUAAAGUGUAACAAAGAUUUUCGGUUCACUAUUGAUUAUUUAGACAAGGAUAAGAAACCUUUCCGUGCAGAUUUGUCCAGGAAUUAGUUCGCUAGCUAAAGAAAUUGCUGGAAGAAAGGAAAAUUCCUACACUGUUUAAGUGUUUUUCCUGAUAACUUUAAAUCAGUUACGAACUUUUAACAUUGUCAUGAUCAUAUAGGAGAUCUACAACAUAGACAAAACGUAAAUACAGUAGGCUGAAAUAUUUUCGUUUUUGUCGUCUUACUAGUCUAACAAAUCCCCUCGAGUUGAAAUGAAUCGUUGUAUAGACCACGAUGAUUUUCUUGCCUAAUAAAAGGUUCUUGUAAAAGCA
Orbicella faveolata is the source of this 1501-nucleotide messenger RNA. RefSeq lists its product as uncharacterized. The record is from RefSeq and is a predicted model, not a curated record. NCBI's taxonomy places the organism in Eukaryota, Metazoa, Cnidaria, Anthozoa, Scleractinia, Merulinidae.